GUAACGCCCAGGCGCCGGGAAGGACGCCGUUGCUGGCUGGCCCGGCGCGGAAGGCUCCGGACUAGGCUCGGGGCGGGCGGGUUCGCCAUGGAGGAGGGCGGCGGGUUCCGCCUGUCAGCCGAGUGCCUGGACGAGCCCCCCAACAGCCGCGUGUUCCUGGUGCUGGGGAAGGACACGGGGGAGGCGCUGAUCCGGGAGCGCUUCGCCCCGUUCGGGGAGAUCCAGGACAUCUGGCUGGUGCGGGACAAGCGCACCCACGAGUCCCGCGGCAUCGCCUUCGUCAAGUUCGCCCGCAGCUCGCAGGCCUGCCGGGCCAUGGAGGAGAUGCACGGCCGCAGCCUGGCGCCCGACACCAAGCCCAUCAAGGUGUUCAUUGCCCAGUCCAGAGCUUCCGGAAGCCACCGAGAUGUUGAAGAUGAAGAGCUUACACGCAUCUUUGUUAUGAUACCGAAGUCUUAUACAGAGGAAGAUCUGAGGAAUAAGUUUAAGGUGUAUGGAGACAUUGAAUAUUGUAGCAUUAUUAAGAAGAAAACCACAGGAGAAAGUAAAGGUUUGGGCUAUGUGAGGUAUUUAAAACCAUCCCAAGCUGCCCUGGCAAUAGAAGAGUGUGAUCGAAGUUACAGGGCCAUUUUGGCUGAACCUAAAAACAAGCCGUCUGAAUCCUCUGAGCGUGAAUAUUACAGUAGUAGCAGUAGUAUGAGGCAGGAGCCAAUGGGGCAUGAACCUAGAGGGAGUGUAUUUCCCUUUGAAGGACAGCCAGAAUUUGGUAGUUUUGAAAAGAGUCAGACAAGAGUUCGAGAAUCCGUUUCCAAACGCCUGUCAGUGGUAUCGCGACUCCCCUUCGUACAAGAGCAGCUGUUCUUCCUCUUUGAUCUAGUCCCAGGACUGGAGUAUUGUGAUGUUCAGCGAGAUCCACAUACUAACCAUGGGCAUGCUGUGAUUCAGUAUACUACUGCAGCAUCAGCUAUAUAUGCCAAAUACAAGCUACAUGGUUUUGAAUAUCCUCCUGGAAAUCGUCUAGGUGUAACUUUCCUUGAAGAUGGGAGCGACGGACUGGACCACAUCAGAAAAAUGGCAACACAGCUGGUGACUUCACAGGUGUCAUCAUUGGUGUCACAUAAUAAUCUAGUUGGUCAGCAAUAUACAUCUUCUCAACCUUACAGCGGAAGUUCUAGCUCUCAGUUAUCUCAGCCCCAAACAGAUGCUGUACUUCCAUCACGCAAAAAAAAGGUUCCACCUGAGACUUCUGUGAAGGAAAGGCUUUUCAUAGUGUUUUAUCCUCAUCCCUUACCUGUAAAUGUGUUGGAGGAUGUAUUCUGCAUCUGCCAGGACUAUUAAAAAGGAGGAAAAGUACAGAUGGGGGAAGGGCAGCACAAAAUCAGAUAUUGUGUACAAGAAUAAAACUUACUGUCAUUGUUAAAUUAUCUUGUUCAAGAUAUUGUAUUGGUAGGCUGCGGUGCUGCAACUGCGUUUACAAAGUGUAAAUAUGUAAUGUGUAUUUCAGUCCUAUCUUUUUUUUUUCUUUUUUUUUUUUAGUCGGUUUGGACAUCUUAUAGAAGUUUACCUUGUGACAGGAAAAAAUGUGGGCUAUGCUAAGUUUUCAGACAGAACAAGUGCCAGCGAUGCCAUAACUGCAUUACAUGGCAAGAUUGUGAAUGGUG
This is a messenger RNA of Mauremys mutica (yellowpond turtle), 1661 nucleotides long. RefSeq names its product RNA binding motif protein 45 (gene RBM45). The transcript is spliced from 9 exons. Lineage: Eukaryota; Metazoa; Chordata; Testudines; Geoemydidae. The coding region runs from base 88 to 1338 and encodes 416 amino acids. Gene Ontology annotation, molecular function: RNA binding. The record is from RefSeq and is a predicted model, not a curated record.